AAAAAAAAGGUGCAAAAAUGGCAAGCAACAAUAACACUGGAGAAGAGAGAAGAAGACGACUUGCAGAAAGAGGUUCAGACAGAAUGGCAUUAAUAACCGGUCGUAUUAAUGCACUUCCGCCUACACCUCCUUCUAUCACGUCUUCUCCUUCAUAUCGUCAUGGACAAUCCAUGUCUGUUUCUGCAUUUGAUUCUCAUUUUGAUAAUGUUAGCAGUCCUCUUCCUCGCCAUGCACGACCUCACUCCCUUGCUUCGUCUGCUUUUGCAUCUGACUUUAAUCAAGAUAAUGCCGGUAAUGCUGAAGAACACAAACAAGAUGCCUCUAUGGCUUCAAGACUUAAACAUCAAGGAGGUUUUAAGUAUUCAAAUUUCGAGGCCAAAACCGAAGACGAGCCGCUAUUUGAAGAUUCUAAGCCUAAACUAACAAAAUCAUCAUCAAUAGAAAAGCUAACAGAAUGCCUCAACAUGAAGCAAGCAAAGAGACUUCAUAAAUGGAGCCGGGACACAUUUUUCUCAUCAAGAGAAUUGAAUUUCAGCAUUUUAGCUUCUGAAAACACGCGCGCACUAAGUUCACUCAUAAUAGCAUUGGUUGUUGUUUUCUAUUACAUCAUCUCCUCAAAGAGUAUUUUUGCUUCAAGGCCUAUUUACGUUGUGUUGAUAACCGAUGUCACGAUUGUUGUUGCUCGUAUAUACCGCGAAAAGGCUAAGGUUUUGAAAGAGAGACAAGGACAAAUGGCUGAGGCUGGUGAAGAUGGACAGAAUUGGGGUGAUGCAGUGAAACUUUUGGAGAGAGGUUUGGUUUUGUACCAAGCUAUUAGAGGCUUUUUUAUUGAUUGUAGUAUUUAUUUAGUUGUUGUUGUAUGCUGCAUUUCCUUAAUGUAGCUUUAGAUGUUCUCAUCGCACAACUGUAGAGACUAAUUAAUCCGUUGAGUUGGAUAAGAUCAUAACGGGUGGAUAAAGCUCACACUCAUAAAUUUUAACACUGUUGUAUUUUCAGAAUCGAAUUUAAAUUUUGGA
Messenger RNA from Vicia villosa (hairy vetch), 1016 nucleotides. RefSeq lists its product as uncharacterized. NCBI's taxonomy places the organism in Eukaryota, Viridiplantae, Streptophyta, Magnoliopsida, Fabales, Fabaceae. The coding region runs from base 18 to 881 and encodes 287 amino acids. The record is from RefSeq and is a predicted model, not a curated record. The transcript has 2 exons.